This is a messenger RNA of Loa loa (African eye worm), 1437 nucleotides long. Its product is annotated as DnaJ domain-containing protein. Gene Ontology annotation, molecular function: protein-folding chaperone binding. Gene Ontology annotation, cellular component: cytosol. The transcript is spliced from 7 exons. The record is from RefSeq and is a predicted model, not a curated record. Bases 135 to 1133 code for a protein of 332 amino acids. Lineage: Eukaryota; Metazoa; Nematoda; Chromadorea; Rhabditida; Onchocercidae. Gene Ontology annotation, biological process: negative regulation of transcription by RNA polymerase II.
UUUCAGAUUCAAUUCUCCAGUCACACAAGCUUACGUGAACGUGAUCGACUUUGUGACGCAAAACUGCUUAUUUCAUUAUUUUUUGAUUGUAUUGACUGCAUAUUGCCUUUCUCUUGAAACAAAUUAAGUGCGCCAUGGGCAAGGAUUAUUACAAAGUGCUAGGAAUCGCAAAGGGUGCCAGUGAUGACGAUAUAAAAAAGGCAUACCGUAAAAUGGCACUGAAGUAUCAUCCGGACAAAAAUAAAGAACCUGGUGCAGAAGCAAAGUUUAAGGAAGUGGCGGAAGCAUACGAUGUACUGUCGGACCCGAAAAAGAAAGAAAUUUAUGAUAAAUUCGGUGAGGAUGGUUUGAAAGGAGGCGAAGGAGGAUUUGGCGGUCCUGGUGGUGUGCAUUAUGAAUUCCAAGGAGACCCGAUGCAAAUGUUUGCGCAAUUCUUUGGUGGUAGUGAUCCGUUUUCUACGUUCUUUGCUAGUGGAUCUGCUACUGGUGGUGGACCACAACUUUUCUUCUCAACCGGUGGCGAUGAUAUGCGUUUCGAUUUUCCAGGGAUGCCUUUCAGUAUGGGUGGUCAUGCACGGCGCCAGCGUCAAGAUCCUGUUGUGCAGCAUGAGUUGCUGGUUUCUUUAGAAGAUAUUUACAAGGGUUGUACCAAAAAAAUGAAAAUUACUAGGAAGGUGUUAGCUCCCGAUGGGCAAUCGACACGGAUAGAGGAUAAAGUAUUGACAAUCAAUAUCAAGCCUGGUUGGAAGAGUGGGACCAAAAUCACGUUCCCUAAAGAAGGGGAUCAACAUCCAGGACGUGUUCCUGCCGACAUUGUGUUUGUUAUCAAAGACAAACAUCAUCCUAAAUUCAAGCGAGAAGGUGCAGAUAUCCGGUAUAUACACAAGCUGGCGCUACGUGACGCUUUAUGUGGAACGAUCAUACAUGUUCCAACUUUGGAUGGUACAACAUAUCCGAUGCGUAUCAACGAAGUCAUUAGACCAAAUACGUCCAGGAGGUUGACAGGACAGGGCUUACCGAAUCCUAAAAUGGCUGGACGACGAGGUGAUUUAAUUGUUGAAUUUGAUGUGAAGUUUCCAGAUUCACUUUCAUCAGCAUCCAAAGAACUGAUAAUGAAUGCACUGCCAGCAUGAAUCAGGUCAUAGUGCUUUGCUGACUUUAUUUGUAUAAGCUGAAAGCUCUCCGUGUUUCUUGUAAUCGAUCAGUUUUAAUAGGUGUUAAUGAUUUUAGGUGAUCUGCUUACAUUUGGAUUGUAUAAAACUCGCAGUGUCUUUUUUUCAUUGUAUAAAAGCCGAUAUAUCGGAAAAACUACGAAAUGGAAGUCUGGGAUACGUACUAAAUCUCAGGUGUGGUCUUUAAAGGAAAUAUGGUCAUUAUGACUUUAGAGAUUGUUUUUGUUUUUCUCUCCCUCUAAAGCUAAAAAGCUAAAAAAAUGCA